This is a messenger RNA of Sapajus apella (tufted capuchin), 9711 nucleotides long. RefSeq names its product ecto-NOX disulfide-thiol exchanger 1 (gene ENOX1). NCBI's taxonomy places the organism in Eukaryota, Metazoa, Chordata, Mammalia, Primates, Cebidae. Gene Ontology annotation, cellular component: plasma membrane; external side of plasma membrane. The transcript has 16 exons. The record is from RefSeq and is a predicted model, not a curated record. The coding region runs from base 6955 to 8886 and encodes 643 amino acids. Gene Ontology annotation, molecular function: protein-disulfide reductase activity; RNA binding. Gene Ontology annotation, biological process: ultradian rhythm.
UCAUUUGUAGUUAGCAAAUCCAUUUUAAAAAUUUCAUAUUGAUGUUAAACUGCCGAUGUUGGCCCUGAUGUCUAAAAGAAUGCAAGCUUUCCUUUUCUUCUUCACUUUCAGAAUGAUAGCAUCCCAUUCAGCCUCCUGGAUAUAUUGGAUGCACAUUUAGCACUUCCCAGAUUUGAUACAUAGAGUAUCAAAUGAUAUUUUAUUUCCUCACCAAUUCUGAAGUCUUAGUGAAGUCUAAAUUAGUAAAAUGUACAGAAUAGAGAGUUAGAGAACAGACAGACUAACAUAAACUAUGUAAUUAUUCUUUGUCAAUUAAAAAUAAAGUGAAACCUAAAAAUAAAUAAAAAUAACAAAGAAGAAAUAGACUAAUAGUGUAUUCUAGAAAGCACAGGAUCGCAAGUCAGAAGACCUGGAUUUGGAUACAGAUUCUUUCACUUGUGUAGCAUUGUGCAUGAUUCUAAAUUUCUUUGAGUCUGGAUGUGUUUGUUUAUUUAAUAAUGUUUAUGGCACAACAUUGUGAGAACUAAAAGAUACCAUAGAUAUAAAAAAAUUCUUUGCAAACAAAGUUAUAGUGUCAAAUUGUGUAAAGAUCUUUAUAGACUCAUCAUUGUAAUAAUUGUCACCUCAAGAUGUCAAGUGAGGAUACUAGGGAUUUGACAUUGGGCUCAAGAUGCGAAGGAAAGAAGAGAAAUAGAGCCCUAGAGAGAGGUUGUUUUGUGUGUGAAGGGAGAAGAUUGUCAGUAUUUGUCUUACUUUUGAGUGCUCAGUUUCUUGCCCGUUUUAGUUUAGGUGGCAGGAGCACGCUACAGCCUCCUUCUUGCAGCCUCAGAGACACCUGUACAAUGUCUCUUAGUGGCACCAAAGGCCCCCAUGUUGAAUCUUUCUCAUUCCUGACCCUUUGCUUCCUUUUGGCCACUCCCACUCAUGUGCCCUUUGCUCUCCCUGCCUCCCACCAUCAGUCCAUCUCCAUGCCUGACUCCGGCUUUUCCUGGGAGCAGGCUCUCUGAACCCUCCAAAUUACUCCCAGUUUACCUUCAUUCUUGCCAUCUGCCUUUCCUAUAUUCUCUGCAAAUCUCACUGACCACACUCCCAGAAAGGAAAGAAAAAUUUAAUGAUAUGAGAAAAUAGUCAGGAAAGUGGUGUGUCCAGAAGUAAAAAGGGUUCUGUAGGGCAGAAUGGACAGGGAGAUAAGGCCUUGAUGGAGGGAGGGUCUUGGCAGGAGACUCGGUGGGCAGUUUCAGAGGGUGACCCACCUGAGUGUUUAAUAGCAGGGCAAGUUUCAACUCUACUUUGCAUGUGCUGAGUGUGUAUUACCGUGUACCUCUGUGAAAGUAUUGGCAAGACAAUCAGUAAUAGAUAGAAAUGACUCCAUCUUCAUAAGAAGGCAACACAUAUGACCACCAUGGUUUCAGUCCUGACAAGUGAUUUUCUAAAUCUGUAGACUGGAGGCCGGGGUGCAGCUGAUCAGGUAUCUCAAGCUUCUUUUCCCUGAACUCCUUUCUGUGGGUAUUCUCAGUCCAGUUAUAUCAGGCCCCAGUAACUGUGAUCACUGUGAUUGUGCAUAAUUGCCUGUUGUUCCUUAGUGGAACUGUGCUUGCAAGGUAGGGGUCCUUUGGAAAAAUAUUAUUAGAGAAAAGCAGCAGAGAGGAAGUCUGCAAGUCAACAAGUAAAAAACCAACCCACGUUUAGUAGGAACAGAAAAUGUAUGACUCAUAGGGACAAACACAGAGGCGGACACUGCUUCAUUGUUUCUCUGUCAGACUUUUAAAUAUGAGGUGGGAGUCCUCACAGCUCCUAGGGAAAGCCUGGUAGAUGAAAAACGAAAGCAUAUUUUUGAAACUUGUACAGGUAGUAUACAGACUAAACAGUGUGUCCAGGCUUCCCAGUCCGGCCCCUAGCAUGUGUCUUCUUUAAAUAUGAUCUGACUUAUUUUAGUGGUAAUUUCAUCUAGAUAAAUUGUAUUCCUUUAAAUAAUGUUACAAACACCAGAUGUGUGAACUCUUUGGUUCUAGUGUUUUUGUCUUUUUUCCUAAAAUGUGUCCUUCCUGUACUUUUGAUGUUCUUUGAGAAACCUAAAGACAAGAUGAAGAAUUCCAGAUGAGGCUACUGAAAGGCCUGUGAGUCCUGGGCGUGUGUUCCUUCCAUGCACGAGGAAUCUCCACCUGUGCAGCCCUCAGAAGGAUUUCUGAAGAGCUUAUGCAGUAGAGGCCUUGUGGUACAUAAUUUAAACAUCUCUAAAAAUCUAUGCCACAAUCUACCUUAACAUUUGAUUUGCUCUCUGUAAAGUUUGCUUUGGUGUUAACGAUCUUUCAGUUUUAUCAGCCACAUUUUAUGGAUUAUUAAAAUAGUGUCUGUGAUGGGAUGAGCAAAAAGAAAAUGACGGGCAAGGCAGCAGCACCCCCACCCUUACCUCAUCUGAAAAUGUUCUCACACUGAGGAUAGUGCUUGCGGGGUGCCCCGUGUGCUCCAGAUGAUAGACAGAGCAUGUGAUAUACCACAGGGACUCCUGAAAGGAAGCUGGGUCCCUCCUUUCAGCAUUGCUGACUGCUUGCUGUGUGACCUUCAGAAGACCCUUCACCUCAUUUGCCAUCGGCUGCCUUGCCUGUUAAUUGGGACAAUAACAACCCUGGCUCUCUGUUCUUCGAAAGAUUGCUGACAUGAUUUAAAAUUUGCUUUGAAUUGCAAAAAAAGUAUUAAAAAUUAUGUAUUUACAUAUAUUCAUGUAUAUAUACAUAUACAUGGGUAUAUGUGUAUACACACACACAUUUGCUAUUCACGCUGAGGCAGAGAUCGAGCAAGCUGAACUUGAUUUCCCUUAGUGGGCUGAACACUCCCACUGCUUCCAGAGAUCUGGACCAUGACACAUGGCACCUUGUGUGGUUUUGUAACCAGGGUCUCCCCCAUCUCAGUGCAUGAUCUCUUCUCCCAUUCAGAAAUCAUCUUUGAUUCCGCUUUCUUCUUCAUCCCCUACAUCCAAUCUGUCUACCACCAAUCCCGUCAGCUCCUCUUUCAAAUCCAUCUACUUCUACUGCUCUGAUGCUGCUAUCCUAGACUAGACCACCAUCAUCAGCCUCUGUUGAUUGCCUCACUAUGAUCUAUUUUCCAUACAGCAGCCUGAGUGACCUUUCAAAAAUGUAGAAUACAUAGUCAGAAGUCCUGCUUGAAACUAUUCAGUGGCUUUUUGGUGCUUUUAGGAUGAAAUUCAAGCUUCUAACCACGGUCUGCCUGGUUUACUCUAAUCACACAACUGGUUACCUUGUUCACUGUGGUUUAGCCAAGCUGGGCUCUUCAGUUCUUUAGCUCACCACAUUCUUUCUUAAGGAUUUAAAAAACAGACUUUAUUUUGGAGGGCAGUUUUAGGUUGACAGCAAAAUUUAGUGGAAUGUACAGAGAUUUCCCAUGUAGCUCCCACAUGCAUAGCUUCCUGCAUUAUCAGCACCCCCUGCCAGAGUGCUACAUUUGUUACAAUCCGUGAACCUGUGAUGGCACAUCAUUAUCAUCGAAAGUUCAUCUUUUGCAUUAGGGUUUGUUCCUGGUGUUGUACAUUCUAUGGGUUUGGAUAAAUGUAAUAAUGACAUGUAUCUAUUCUUGUAGUAUCAUAUGGAAUAGUUUCACUGCCCUUAAAAUCUUCUGCCCUCUGCCUAUUCCUCCUGCCCUUCCCACCCCCAUAACCCCUGGCAGCCACUGAUGUCUUCACUGUCUUCAUAGUUUGAGUUUUCCCUCAAUGUCAUGUAGUUGGAAUGGUAUAGAAUGCAGCCUUUUCAGACUGACUUCUUUCACUUAGUAAUAGCUUUUAAGGUUAUUCCAUGUCUUUUUAUGAUCUUGAGGAUUUACUGUAGCUUUUUGGUUUGCUUGGCUUUAAAUUUUCACCUUAUUUAUCUAGCCUCUUGUCACUUUGUUGUAUUUUCUUCAUAGCUCCUAUUGCCCUCUGACAUUCUUUUUUUGGUUUAUUGCCUGUCUUUUUCAUUAGAACUUUAGAGAGUGAGAGUCUUGUCUUGUUCCUGGCUUGUAUCCCCAGUAUCUAGAACAAUUCCGGCUGCAUAGUACAUACUCAACAGACGUUUGAAGAGUUAAAGAGUUAAAACUUGGACAUUCAUUCUUUUUGGCUUUACUCUUAUGGUGACAAGUCUUCUCUUCAUUCACUCUGCUCCAGGUUUUGUUCAGAGUAGAGGCAGAAAUUCAUGUUAAGUCACUGAGUCUGGGAAUUAUUUCUUGUUCACCUUUGGCUUCUGAAGCUCUGCUGGUUUUCUGCUGAAUUUAAUGGGUCUCCAGACGAAUGGCAGUUUGGUAGCCUUGGUGGGAAUCAGUCACGCUGCAAGAGUGAACAGAGGCAGUAGAAAAUUAUUAAAGGAAAAUUGCAGAAAAGUAUGAUUUAACAUUUAUUGAGUCACACAUUGUACUCAAAGCUGUGUAUAACAUAAAAAGCAAAUUAGGAGACAAGUCAGAUAUAAAAUGAGUGAACACAUACAAGCAUACAAAUACUGCAGAGACGUAUUUCUUCAGAUGCCUUCUUUCAUUUACCAAACUGUAGUCUUAUCAAAAUAUAUAGGCUACUUCAGGAGAGAAACAGUGCAGCCAAUGUUUGUGGCCCACUUAUGCUGUGGGGCACAGGGAGGCUUGCAAUUUCAUUACUGGUUUUUAAAGAAACUUUCUCUUAGGCUAACAGACUUCCUAGAGAGGCCAAACCAAGUGAAGCUGAGUUAAUGUUCUCAUUAAAAUGUUAAAGAGGCUUUAUUCAUGAACAACUGAAGCUGUAAUUGCUUUAUCCUUGUAAACUAUGAAAAUAUGCAGUGAUCUCUCAUAGAGGCAUUCACCCAGUCCCUCAGUCAGGAAAAGCCUUGUUUAGUGGAGGGCUUGGCUGCACCUGGGGACUGAAAAGCAGAUCCUCUGGGUGGUUCGUAUCUGUCAGGGAUAUGGUAUAAGUGGUGGUAAGAGUACUCCAUCAAUCUGUUUUCACUUUGUAGAUCUUGUUUUGUAAGCAUGAUUUGACUAUUUGAACUUGAGUACUAAUUUGGAAAUCAUAUGAGAAUUGAACAUGUAUAUAUAUACACACAUGCAAACAAAUGUUAUAGAAGGAAGCAGGUUUUAAAAAAAUCAGGUUUAUCUUUUCCAUAAGCCAUAGCUUAUUGAGAUGAGAGUAGAAGAAAUUGAAAGAUGCUGAUAUACUGGUGAAACUAAACAAAGAAUUGAUCUGGAAAAGGAUGGCAUGUGAUUUGCAGGGUGAGAAGGGACUCGCAUCUGGCUUUCAGAGGUAACAGACUUUUUUGUCCCUACUUAUUUCUGUCUUUCAAUGCCCCAGUACAAAAACAUAGCUGUGGAACUGUAGGUAGUGAAUUCAGAUGGCAAAUGCAACUAUGUUUUUCUUUCUGGAAAUGAAAUAAGGAUGAAGUCAGACUUACAGGAUUGAAAUCAUAGAGCUAUGGUUUUUAUAUAACUAGGAAACUUAUAUUGGAAAUCUCAAAGUGAAAUUUAAAGGGAAAAAGGUUAGAACAUUUUCCUUUUCUCUAGUUCCUUAUUAUUAGAACCCUUGUUGGUUGAAUGAUAACAGAACUAGGCCUCACGACAUGCAGACGUAAUAUGAGCAGUACCUAGGGAUUGCUUUAAAAUGGUGUAGAAGGAGAAAAUAGCUUUUCCUCAUUCAUCCUAAGUUUGUGACUGAUGCCCCUCUUAAAAAGACAUUAACAAGAGAAGAGGAUACAAAUGUAUUUAAUAUAAAUUGUACAUGACAAAGAAGCUUUCGUGUGGACACAAGGACCUGAAGAAAUGGUUGUACUUGUGUAUUUUUAUACUAGGUGAUGAAAAAGUGGAUAGUUGUGGAGAAAUAGGAUUGGAUAAAGGGAAUAUUAUCUAAUGGUAGAAAAGUGGGAGAAAUUUACCAAGGCUUUACUUUAGUAAAUUUACUUUAGUAAAUACCUUCUAAAGUAUUUGCAAACUACUUUACUUUGGGUUAGAGUUACACUAAAAUACAUAUAUCCUAGAAAUGUCUACAUUUUCUUCUUCAAAGGGUCAAAUCUUUUUCAGAUGUAAGUGCAGUGCAUUUGUUAAAACUGGCUCAAGUCUGUAGGGAUAAUGGAGUUGAAAGAUACAAGAAGCUCUCUUUCUUUGUGAUAGAUUGGGUAGGUUUCUAAAGAGUUCUUUUCUGGAGGGGUUAUGAUCCCAGUCCAAUGAUGUCAAUGGUAUGAAUGGUAGAAAGUACCUCUCAUAGUUUUUGAACACAAAGUAGAUUCUAAUAUCUGGAACACUAUUGGUGAUAUUUAAUAAAAUAUAUAUUUUAAAUUAUUAAGAGAUUUAGAACAAGAUAUAACAAAUUCCUACUACUAGCUCUUCCAGUAAACUCUUGGUUGAUUGGGGAACUGCUAACCUAGUUCCUAAAUUCAGAAGUGAAUCCAGAGAGAUAGGGAUCUUUGGGUUCUAUCCAGACACAACUCAACUUACCUUCCCCUUCUGCAAAAUAGGAUUCCAAUCCCUUUCCUGAUCUUUAGAGCAGAUCUAUUCUGGAGGUUUCUUUUUGGCUUGCCUAGGAAAUCAUAGUGGGCUGUAAUCAGGUCCUGAUAUUCCAGUAUAACUCAGAAACCUUUGAAGAAAUGCAUGCUGUAAUGAGCCCUUCACCAAUAAUGGGAUAUGUAUAGAGAGUAUCAUGGGAACAAAUAGUAGUUUUUUAGAACUUUUGUUUGCUUUCUAGAGUUUUCCAUUUCAUUUGCAGACAGAAUAUUGUCACAUCUCACUGCUCAGCAUCUCUGCCCAAAGCAGACCCUCUUUUCAUUUUAGUUCUUAGAGGUCCUUUGCUGCCAGCAUGCUAUCAUAUUUGUAAUAUGUGGAGGAGAGAGAGCUCACCAUGCUCAGGUAAAGGGAUGGUAUGUGCACCACAAAUAACAAGCAGAACCCGAUGACCUCCGAGGGGACCCUGCACUCAGCCAUCAAAGUGCUCCUGCCCACCUGGAUGCUCAUAAUUCAAUGGUAGAUGCAGGUGGAGUUGAGAACAUCACCCAUCUUCCCCAGGAGCUUCCUCAGAUGAUGGCUGCAGCAGCUGAUGGUUUGGGGAGUAUAGCGAUAGACACGACCCAGCUCAACAUGUCCGUGACAGAUCCGACAGCCUGGGCUACAGCCAUGAAUAACCUGGGCAUGGUUCCCGUGGGGUUGCCUGGACAGCAGCUCGUGUCUGACUCAAUCUGUGUCCCAGGCUUUGAUCCAAGCCUCAACAUGAUGACUGGAAUCACCCCCAUUAACCCAAUGAUACCAGGCCUUGGACUGGUACCUCCCCCACCACCAACAGAAGUGGCUGUUGUCAAAGAAAUAAUCCACUGCAAAAGCUGUACUCUUUUUCCUCAAAAUCCAAAUCUUCCACCUCCUUCCACAAGAGAACGACCUCCUGGGUGUAAGACUGUAUUUGUCGGAGGAUUACCAGAAAAUGCUACUGAAGAAAUUAUUCAAGAAGUCUUUGAACAGUGCGGUGAUAUUACAGCAAUUCGGAAAAGCAAGAAGAAUUUUUGUCACAUUCGCUUUGCAGAGGAAUUCAUGGUUGAUAAAGCCAUUUACCUUUCCGGUUACAGGAUGCGAUUAGGGUCUAGCACCGACAAAAAGGAUUCAGGCCGCCUUCAUGUGGACUUUGCCCAGGCCAGAGAUGACUUCUAUGAGUGGGAAUGCAAGCAGAGGAUGCGUGCCCGGGAGGAGCGGCACCGGCGCAAGCUGGAGGAGGACCGGCUCCGGCCCCCGUCCCCGCCCGCCAUAAUGCACUACUCGGAGCACGAAGCCGCUCUGCUGGCCGAAAAGCUGAAAGAUGAUAGCAAGUUUUCAGAGGCUAUCACAGUGUUACUUUCCUGGAUUGAACGAGGGGAAGUGAAUCGGCGCUCUGCAAACCAGUUCUAUUCCAUGGUGCAGUCAGCCAACAGCCACGUCCGCCGGCUAAUGAAUGAAAAAGCCACCCAUGAGCAAGAGAUGGAGGAAGCCAAGGAGAAUUUUAAAAAUGCCUUAACUGGGAUUCUCACUCAAUUUGAGCAGAUUGUGGCCGUUUUCAACGCUUCUACCAGACAAAAAGCUUGGGACCAUUUCUCGAAAGCCCAGCGCAAGAACAUAGACAUUUGGCGAAAGCAUUCUGAGGAGCUCCGGAAUGCUCAAAGUGAGCAGCUCAUGGGCAUCCGCCGCGAAGAAGAAAUGGAAAUGUCUGAUGAUGAGAAUUGUGACAGCCCUACAAAAAAAAUGAGAGUCGAUGAAUCAGCCCUGGCCGCUCAGGCCUACGCUCUGAAAGAGGAGAAUGACAGUCUCCGCUGGCAGCUGGAUGCCUACAGGAAUGAGGUGGAGCUGCUGAAACAAGAGAAAGAACAGCUUUUCCGAACAGAAGAAAACCUCACCAAGGACCAGCAACUGCAGUUCCUGCAGCAAACCAUGCAAGGCAUGCAGCAGCAAUUGCUAACCAUCCAGGAGGAAUUAAACAACAAAAAGUCAGAAUUGGAACAAGCAAAGGAAGAGCAGUCACAUACACAAGCGUUACUAAAAGUCCUCCAGGAACAAUUAAAAGGUACCAAGGAAUUGGUCGAGACCAAUGGCCACAGCCAUGAGGAUUCAAAUGAAAUCAAUGUGUUGACAGUUGCAUUGGUCAACCAAGACCGAGAGAACAAUAUUGAGAAAAGAAGCCAAGGCUUAAAAUCAGAGAAAGAAGCUCUGCUAAUAGGUAUCAUAUCAACGUUUCUUCAUGUCCAUCCUUUCGGAGCCAAUAUAGAAUAUCUUUGGUCAUACAUGCAGCAACUGGACUCCAAGAUAUCUGCAAAUGAAAUAGAAAUGCUUUUGAUGAGGCUGCCACGCAUGUUCAAACAGGAAUUCACAGGCGUGGGAGCCACGCUGGAAAAAAGAUGGAAAUUGUGUGCCUUUGAAGGAAUUAAAACUACCUAACUAUGAAGAGCAAAACAUCUCUGGAAAUGAAACCAUGUGAACCUGGCCAGGGCUGUGCAACUGGGGGAGCAGGAGGUGUGGGAUUGGUCCAGCACGCAACCUUUGUGGAGACAUCAAAGCUUGCCUUUAGUUAUAUCUGUGGUGUUCUCUUGUGAGUGGAAAUGUAAUUGUGUACCAGUUCCUUAAAAUAAACAAAGCUUCAUAUUGUGACAGAUCUGUUUCCUAUGAAAACCAAACAAUGAUUCCACAGUCAUAAUGGCAAAAUCGUAAAAUAUGCUACAUUUGAGAAUAGCUCACCAAGCAAAAUAUUUAAAGUUAAUGAUGGUGUAGCGAUGAUUGUUGCUAGGCUACAGAGUUGUAUAUGUAAUGUAUAGCUGAAAUCAUUAAAUGACAUUUUCCUGAAAGUCUUUGUUUUAGUUAAAAAAAAAAAAAAGAAAAAAAUAAUUUUACAGUAAGGGAAAAUCAUACCAAAAGAAAACUUGAAUAUGUGUCUAAACAGUUAUUGUAUUUUGUAAAUUAAGUUAUAUGCUGUUCCAGGGACUUUUGCCUUAUUGAAGAGGCAGAAAAUAUGAUUGGACACAUUGAGAAUGCUUUAUCAAGAAUAUUAUUUUUCUAAUGUAACAAUUCUCCAUCAUAAGUUCUUUUAACAUGGACUGCAUAACAAUUUUCAUAAAGUGUAAAUAAAGGAAAAACUAGUGUUAUUGUCUUGUACUUGGUAUGUAACAUUCAGGUUUAUGCAUCAAAAUAAACAUUCAGUAAAUAUUCCUGUUACAAAUUUUAUAGCAAAGAUAUUAAUUUUUUUCAAUAAAUAUGACUUCUACCAUA